Messenger RNA from Orussus abietinus, 1233 nucleotides. RefSeq lists its product as uncharacterized. Gene Ontology annotation, biological process: replication fork processing; double-strand break repair via homologous recombination. The transcript has 5 exons. The annotation marks the transcript as partial. Gene Ontology annotation, cellular component: nuclear replication fork. The record is from RefSeq and is a predicted model, not a curated record. Lineage: Eukaryota; Metazoa; Arthropoda; Insecta; Hymenoptera; Orussidae.
GCGUGGGUGAAGUGCUGUGUCCUAACCCAUCCCGGCCGCGACCGCGUCGGCUACCUACAGAGCUACGUAGCUGGUCUGGAAGAAAUCAAGGACCUCUUCUCGAGUGAGUCGGAGCUACGGGAUUUCGAGAAGAGUGAGGAAGCUGUAUGCCUCUUCUUGUCGGCCCUCUCGCGGAAGUGGCAAAAACUGCAGAAAGAGGAACGCGGCAAUUUCGAGGCCAGGUUUCGGGCCUACGUGGGCCAGGUACACAAAUGGGCGCUGGCGUCGAUAGCGGACAGACCUGACGACUCGGAACGCGCCCUCUGGAUCUAUCAAUGUAUCGGUGUCUUAAUCCUUCACUGCUCUCCGAUGCUCCAUUCCAAGACUCGACCCAACAGCCCUCUGAGACUCCUCAUCACCAAAGCGGUAUUACCAGCAGAAGGUGAACCGCGCACCUUUCUGGUGCACCUGGCCAAGAAGAUCUUCGCAUUCAUCCUUCUCGGCCUGGAAAAGCUCGAUCCAAGAAGCGAUCAAUCAUUGCAAACCCUGACGAAGAACCUACUGGAGCGCUACUUACCUCUCCUGGUGACCGACGUGGAGACUACCGGAGCUUGCAGCGUCGCCGACGCUCUUUCCCGACCGUUUCGCAGCGCGUCGGAGUCCUACGCGAGAUGGCUCCUGGAGAAAAUGGCCGCCGAUUUCAUCAUCGUGGUGGAUGGCACAAAUACCCACCGAUGUUCCUAUCUGGUCAUGCUCUUCCUCGGAGAACUCCUAAAGAGCGGGAGGAUCUACAACCGCCACAUCAUCGAAACCAUCAUCUCGGCGUGUUUGCCACAGGCCAUAGGAUGUUACGUCAAGGUCCACGACUACCAUCCACAUAAAAGGCUAACCUCGCGCCUCCUCAACGAUCUUACCGCCAAUGUCCACUACAAGGAGGAUUCUCGAUUAAGAAAGAAAUUUGAAGAAAUCAUUUGCCGUUGUCUGCAGCGACAUCUUCCCGUCCACUUCCACAUAUCCGUAGAGCUCUGCCGAUUGGUGGCCACUGUAAACCUUGAAGUAGCAAAGGCCUCGCUGGCACAAUUCGAGCGCCACGUGUCGGAUGCUCAACGCCAAGGAAAGUACAACGCAACAGCUCUAAGGCUCUCACUGACUAAUCUCCAAAGCUCGAUAGAAAAACUCGAGUCGCCGCAACUGCAAGAACAAGCGACGAAGCCUCGAUGUGAAUAGCAAAACAUCGAAUGUAUGGACAGUAGG